This is a messenger RNA of Spea bombifrons (plains spadefoot toad), 2072 nucleotides long. It is a transcript of the gene ARHGAP25, whose product is annotated as Rho GTPase activating protein 25. The record is from RefSeq and is a predicted model, not a curated record. Gene Ontology annotation, molecular function: GTPase activator activity. The coding region runs from base 5 to 1873 and encodes 622 amino acids. Gene Ontology annotation, biological process: signal transduction; negative regulation of small GTPase mediated signal transduction; phagocytosis, engulfment. The transcript is spliced from 11 exons. Gene Ontology annotation, cellular component: phagocytic cup. NCBI's taxonomy places the organism in Eukaryota, Metazoa, Chordata, Amphibia, Anura, Pelobatidae.
UCAUAUGAACGCCUUCUCUGACCCUUGUUAUAGACAAAACCCUGCCGUACACUUCAGAUCAGUCAGCAUGAUGACCAGUGACCAGUUCUCAUCAUCUAAUCGAAUGCAUAUUCAGAAUCCCUUGGAGAAGCCGGUCAAAAGUGGCUGGCUGAAAAAACAACAGAAAACGUUUGUCAAGAACUGGCAGCAAAAAUUCUUUAAGCUUCAUGGACAGCAUCUGUGUUACUACAAGGAUGAGGAUGACAGCAAGCAGCAGGGCUGCUUGUUCUUACCCAUGAGCAGAGUCAGCGAGGUUUCAUGCAGUCCCGACGAUGCUGGGAAAUAUAUUUUUGAGAUUACUCCAGGAUCAUCAAUUGAUCAAUUGAACAAACCGAUUCCAGACCCUUACGUCCUGAUGGCAAGCUCCCAAGCAGAGAUGGAGGAGUGGGUGAAAGCGAUCAGCAGGGCAGCAGGAACCAUAUCUGGAGUUGUGUUUGGACAGCGUCUGGUGGAUACCAUUGCCUAUGAGAAGAAAUAUGGAAGGCAUACAGUUCCUAUAUUAAUGGAGAAAUGUGCAGACUUUAUCUGUGAGAAAGGACUCAAUGAGGAAGGUAUAUUCCGCCUCCCCGGGCAGGACAAUCUAGUUAAGCAGUUGAAAGAGGCUUUUGAUGCUGGAGAGAGGCCAUCUUUUAGCAAAGAUACAGAUGUCCAUACAGUGGCAUCUUUAUUUAAACUUUACCUACGGGAGUUACCAGAACCUGUCGUACCAUGGUCACAAUAUGAUGACUUCCUUUCCUGUGAAGAAAAGAUCAACAAUGAUAAGGAUCAAGGUCAAGAAGAACUAAAGAAGCAUAUUUUGCUCCUUCCUAAAGAAAAUUACAACCUUCUGUGCUUUAUAUGCAGAUUUUUGUUUGAGGUACAAAAGCAUUCCAGCAUUAACAAGAUGAGCGUGGAUAACCUGGCCAUGGUAAUAGGAGUCAAUCUUCUAAGGCCGAAGAUUGAGGAGCCAGUGGCCCUUAUGAGAAGCGCUCCUCAGAUCCAGAAGCUUAUGACAGUGAUGAUCAGCCAGCAUGAGGAGUUCUUUCCUAAAGACAAUGACCUUCCAGUGGAACCCACCCGCAAGAAGAGCGACCAUAAAAAAAUGCAGCUUCCACGGAGUUCUGUAGGAUGGGAUACAGCAGAGGAGAAUCUGUUAUCUGGAGAAGAUACGACAGUUGAGGGUGACUUUCGUGGUAUAUCUAUCUCAGACAAUGUGCUCCAGGAGGAAGAAUUAUUUUCAAGGGAUAGACCAGGAUCAAUGAAAGCAGUUCCAAGAAAGCGAACUCAGACUUUACCCAAUGCAAACUUUUUUGUAUCAGGCAAGAAAGGAAGCAACAAAGUCGACAAUCAUACAGGGCAAGUUGACAGAGGAGAGUACUGCACAUCAUCCGCUUAUAGCCGCCAAGCUUUCACGGCAGUGUCUUCUCUUCGACACAAAAGGACUCUGUCAGAGGAUUUCAAGUGUCAUCGGAAAUCGACCUAUGAUAAUGUCCCUUGUCUUCAAAGUGACAUUGAGAAUAGUUCAAGGUCCAGUCCAGCAAACGUUUUUGCAAUCCCAGUAGGAGAGCAACCCGGCCAGCAAAGCCCAAACUCACCAAAGCACCGCAUGGACAUCACUGAAGGGUGCAGCAACUGCGUCAUUUUGCAGAGAGAAAUACAUGUUCAAAGGGAACAACUUAAUGACCAAAUACAAAGCCUACAAAAAGAGAACUAUGAGGUUUGGAAAAAAGUGGUGAAGUUAAACAAUGAGCUGGAGAAAGAAAGAAACAAAAGGAUGGCCGUAGAAGUUGCGUUACAGAAUGCUGAACGGUCAUGCAAGGAUGCAGAAAAAAAGUCAGGCAGCGAGAAAGAUUAAGAAUGCGACCCAUGGCUGCCACAAUCGCUUCCUAUUGUUAUUACCGCUCGAAAACGUAUAAUGGCUACAAUUUCAUACAGCAUAAGAAUGUUAGGUUUAUGAUAAUAUAAACCGUAUACAGCCAUCCAGUAAAGCAAAGCUACUGAAUAAGUGAGACCUUAGGAGGUAGAAUACUAUUUAUUAUGGUAAAGUAGUGGAC